GCGUGUGUAACUAACAUCGCUGAAGGCAAUCUUAUCGCAAACAAACACGUAGCACAUCCACAUAGCAAUACACAUAGCACAUCCACAUAGCAAUACACAUAGCACAUCCUCACAAGGGCAUACAAUAUGAAGAUCUACUAUAUAGGAAUUUUAAGAACCGGCGACAAGACCUUAGAAUUGACUUCGGCCAGGGACUUAUCCCAGUUCUCCUUCUUUGAGAGAAACCUGGUUUCUCAAUUCAUGACUUUCUUUGCUGAAACCGUAUCCAAACGUACACAAGCCGGACAAAGACAAAGUGUCGAAGAAGGAAAUUAUGUCGGACACACUUAUGCCAGAUCUGAAGGCGUCGCCUGUGUCAUUAUCACCGACAAGGAAUACCCCGUUAGACCAGUAUACACAUUAAUCAACAAGGUCUUGGAAGAGUACUUGUCGUUACAUCCAUCCAACGAGUACGCCAACAUAGAAGCUACGAAUUCCAGCUUGGCAUACGAUCAAUUGGAAGUAUACGUUAAGAAAUACCAGGAUCCAUCUCAAGCAGACUCAAUCAUGAAGGUGCAACAAGAAUUGGAUGAAACCAAAGUGGUUUUGCACAAGACCAUCGAAGGUGUGUUACAAAGAGGUGAGAAGUUGGAUGCAUUGGUUGACAAAUCAGAAGCGUUGUCCUCGUCUUCAAGAAUGUUUUAUAAACAAGCCAAGAAGACAAAUUCAUGUUGUGUAAUUAUGUAAGUUUGCUUUCAGUUUGGGUUUAUAAGUUUUAUAUUGUCUAUACAAUGGUAAUACAUGCAAUUCUCUAUA
Molecule: messenger RNA, 795 nt
Organism: Spathaspora passalidarum NRRL Y-27907
Lineage: Eukaryota; Fungi; Ascomycota; Pichiomycetes; Serinales; Debaryomycetaceae
Gene: YKT6
Product: palmitoyltransferase
Exons: 1
Coding region: 127-726 (199 amino acids)
Biological process (GO): endoplasmic reticulum to Golgi vesicle-mediated transport
Cellular component (GO): Golgi apparatus; membrane
Molecular function (GO): SNAP receptor activity
Source: RefSeq, a predicted model, not a curated record